Messenger RNA from Bicyclus anynana (squinting bush brown), 1376 nucleotides. Its product is annotated as m-AAA protease-interacting protein 1, mitochondrial. The coding region runs from base 1 to 894 and encodes 297 amino acids. Gene Ontology annotation, cellular component: mitochondrial inner membrane. Lineage: Eukaryota; Metazoa; Arthropoda; Insecta; Lepidoptera; Nymphalidae. Gene Ontology annotation, molecular function: ribosome binding. The record is from RefSeq and is a predicted model, not a curated record. Gene Ontology annotation, biological process: protein insertion into mitochondrial inner membrane from matrix; inner mitochondrial membrane organization. The transcript is spliced from 3 exons.
AUGCUGUUCCUGCUAGGGGCACUUGCUGUUCAAGUAAAUGUAAAUUGUAACUUUCAGAUGAUCAGCACUACAAAAUAUAUCGCCAAAGCGUGCUGGCCAUUUGCAACGCGGCGAGCAACAUUGGCGUACCAAGCAAAUUGCCGUAAUACUUACAACCAGUCAAGAAAUACAAAUAUUCCAACAUGUCAAAUUAUUUGUAAAAGGAGUAUAGCGUCACUACAAGAGGAGUUUUAUUCAAAAUUUCAAGCACUUGAUCCUAAAAGAAACUUAAACAAUGACGUUAAUAUACGCAACCCCCGGCAAUUUGAUUUUCUUAAUUAUUUUUCAAGAACUUGCUCUAUCUACAAUCGCGACGAUUGGCCUAAGAAAAAACCAAAAAGACGGAUCCCAAAGCUUAUAUUAGUACAAAAUCCUUUCACUUGGCUCAUGACCAAGGUUGAUUUUUGUGUACUUAGGCAUGUUUGGGAUCCAGAGUUUAAAGAAAAAGAAUUCAAAUUUGGUUCUAAGCAGGCAAUUGCUCGCGUGACUGAAGCGAUUAGUGGCGGUCAGUUCCACGAACUAAACGGGCUUCUCACAAAGGCAGCUCGCCUGAGCCUACUCCGAGAUAUAGAACGGAAUUGGAGUGAUAAGCAAAGAGAGCUACUAGCCCUUAAUAGAAACGAUAUACAAAUAUCAUCGCCACGAAAAGUAUAUUUUAUAAAGAUAGCUGAUAAAAAAUUCUGCGACGUGGAUAUGGCAUUCCUAGCUUUGAAAUGGACACCGAUAAAUAAUGUUGAUGUCCUGCUGUUCACCGAGAUAUUUGCACGGUUCCAUAGGGAGUACACGCCGCAUUGCAUACCGGAAUGGACGAUUGCUUAUUUCAAAGUCACCCGUUUUGAAGUCAUGCGACGAUAAAAUUUUAUAAUGAAUAGCAGUCGCGUAGCGUAGACAAAUCUAGCAUCAAUAUACCAUUUUCGAGGAUUUUUAACCGACGAAAAAAUUUAUUUUUUGAGAAAUUUAAUUUUAGUGAUACUUUAUUUUAAAAUGAUCAUGUCUCACAAUAAUUAGUUUCUCUGAAUCUAAAAUAAAAUUGAAAGUAUUUAAAAAUUAAAAAAGUAACAGUUUAUUGUGACACAGUUUACUAAAUAUUAUAUAUUUGCACUAAAUAUUAGAUAUUUGCACUAAAUUCUUGGGGGUUGUGAAUCCGCGCAGGCCCCUUUAUGUACGAGGCCGUGGGCGACCGCCCUAUUCACUCACUCGCUACGUCACUGAUGAAUAGUUUAUAGAUUCCGUUGCUAGUAGUUUCAGUUCCACACUCUGAUGAUGAUUCCUCCGUUUCACUCCGAAAAGCACCCUAAGGAGAUUUUUACUCAAUAUAAAUAUACAAUUAUAUUUUU